Messenger RNA from Saccostrea echinata, 5529 nucleotides. RefSeq lists its product as uncharacterized. Lineage: Eukaryota; Metazoa; Mollusca; Bivalvia; Ostreida; Ostreidae. Gene Ontology annotation, molecular function: protein binding; calcium ion binding. The record is from RefSeq and is a predicted model, not a curated record. Gene Ontology annotation, biological process: intracellular signal transduction. Bases 1 to 4914 code for a protein of 1637 amino acids. The transcript is spliced from 34 exons.
AUGGAAUGUCUUCUGAUCCACAGUAAUUGUAAAGGUGCUGUCAUCUUCAUCAUCUAUCCCAAUUAUUGCUCCCUGAAAUUACAAAACACUACAGAAAAAAGAAAAAUGGCCCAAACUGGAAACAGUCGAGAGAACCCUAUCACAGGGCCUUAUAGGGCGACCAAACUGUGGAAUGAGGUGAUCUGUGCAUUUCGACAAGGUGUUCCUGCAGUUCGACAUCGUCGAUACAUGAAGACUUAUGAGAAGUGUUUCACUGCAACAGAAGCAGUGGACUGGUUGCACAAUUAUCUCAAAUCUAACUGCAACUUCGCAUCAGAAGUGACAAGGGGCCAGACACUACAACUUCUUCAAAAACUUCACCGAGCCCGUGUCAUAGAGGACGUUAGAGGAGUGAAACACAACCAACAAGACAUUUCUGAUAAUGGGAGGUUACUCAGAUGUAAAAUUCCAUCCCCUGCCAAGAUAAUCAGAACUCCCUUAAGGAUUAGAAAUGACAUCAUCAACACAACAGCAGCACCCUCUGUAGGACCAAUCAAAUUGGAUCUGGACCUCCAGUUAGAGCCACGCCCAGAUAUCCCAGAAUGCCAUAUUGUUGCCAAAGAACUCUCUGCCACUGAAACGGAAAACAUAUGGAAAAAUGUGACAUUAGACAGAUUACAGCAAGUAUUACACAUGGAGAAUCUAGAGGACAUUUUGGAUAGUAGUCUAGUGGUGGGAAAGAAUAUCCUCCAUAACUGUGUGUACAUCAACAAGAGUGGAAUAGUCACCAACAUUCCACAGAAAGAUCAGCUUCCACACUGGGCUCUGUCGGCUAUGAAGUGUCUGGCACAUUGGCCACAAAAAGUGGAUGACCUCCCCAGUUACCCUGGCUUUGAGCGUGAUGUUUUCCGGGUGGUUAAGGAGUACUUCUGCGGCCUUGAUGAACCACUGAUGACCUUUGAGAUGUAUGAGGUCAUCUUAAAUGUUUUCAUCGUGGCUGAUGGCUCGUAUCAGCUUCUUCCAACCAGCCCAACAUCUCCUGAUGCUAUGACCUCAUUCGAGUCCGUAGAAAACCUGCUGCUGGAUCUUACAAAUACAGGAACUGGGUCAUGUAGUGGUCCUCCAGAAAUGGACCACACCCCUCUAUGUAGAAAGAGGAGUGCCCCUUCUAUAGACCUCUCCCCUAUCCACCCCGUACCUGACCAUGAGAAAGUUACAAACUAUGAGACAGCAUUUGGACCAGAUAAUAGGACAGUGACUCGUGUUUAUUACAAAAACGGUGUAGCCAUGGACUACAGUAACUGUGAGGAAACUGAAGUGUUUGGUCCUAUUGAGACUCACUUUGAAAGUUCAGAACCUCUACAAGUGCCAAAGUUAACAGAGUGUCAGACGUACAACGUCAACUACGCUCAAAUAAGGCCAAUCACUAGGAGAAAAAGUGAUAGCAGAAAAAGUGGUGAAAAGAAAAGUGAAGCUUACAGGAGAAGGAGUUAUGGCCCUUCAUCUGUUUGGUUAGUGUCCUCACCAAGCUGUGGUGAUUGCACAGUUCAGCAGUCAUCUAGGUCGUACAAUGGAUAUAUCUCUAGUCAAUCUUCAUCUCAAGGAGAGGAAGGUGGAGACAAUGUACCAACAAGAACGGGAUUUCCCCGAUCCAAGUCCAGUGUCUCGCUGCAUACUUGUGCUCAUCAGGAUUUUCAGUCUCAGUUGUUGGCAGAGUGCCAGUUAGAGAGACAGCAGCAAAAAGUUUUUGAGAGCUGUGAGUCACUUCCAGGACGAAGUCUGAGUUUAUCAGACCUGAUGCAUGCUGGGACACUUCUGAAAUCAAAAUUAAAGAAGUCAAACACAGCCACUGAACUGUGUGAGGGGGAUCGAGAAGACAGGAUUAAAGACGCCUUACAGUUGGUCUGUCUGUUACUGCCCCCUGCUAACAGACGGAAACUCCACCUACUUCUCAAACUGAUGAGUCGGAUGUCGGAUAAUCCAAAGAUAGAACUGGAUGUCUGUCAAACGACUAGGACUCUAGUUUUGGAGACAUUUGCUUCCUGUAUACUGAGUUGCCAUGAUGACUCUGACCGUGAAGACUUACUGGUGAUGCAGAUUGUUUCCUUCCUGUCGGACCACUACAAUCACAUCCUGGCUGUCCCCGAGGAUCUGACCACAGUCGUACAAGAAAGACUCAGCGCCAACACCAAGACCCAGGUGAUGUAUUCUUCUGAUACAGCUGGUUUGACCUACUGUCACCAAGUGUCAAAGUCCGAGUACGAGACUCAACGUCUCAGUAACUCACAGCGAGCCCUCAGAGAUCUCCUGGAUGAGAUCAUCAGUGACCGAACCAUGUCCUACAAAGACAAGAAAAAGAGACUCAAAAUUUUCCAGAAAACUUACCCAGACAUUUAUGCUGAGAGGUUUCCACCACACAAUUCAAAAUCAGCUGUUACACUGAAUCAAAAACCAGGAACCACGAAACCAGUGACAUCACAGGACCCUAAGGCAGCAUUACCACCUAAACCUAAACUCAAACAACCAUUACUAAUUGCUGGAAGCCAUAUUGGUGUCUAUGAAGCUUACUAUAAACAGGCAGAUCCAAACAACACUGGGAGUAUAGGAGCUCUGGAUGCUGCCAGCUUUCUCAAAAAGUCCUCUCUGCCUGACACUGUACUCUCAAAGAUAUGGGAUCUCUCUGACCCCUCAGGAAAAGGAUACUUGGAGAAGACAGGGUUCUAUGUGGCCCUGAAGUUGGUAGCCCUGGCCCAGAACAAGAUAGAGCUCAGCAUAUCUAAACUGACAGAAAUGACAUCAGCACCAAAUCUGGGACCAGUGGAGACCCGUACCGAAUCUCCCCUGACUACCACCUCCUCAGCUACUCAUGUCACUAAUGUGCCAUGGUGCAUCACUGAUGCUGAGAAGGCCAAGUAUGAACCAGUGUAUAAAAGUCUGAACCCAGUGAACAAUCUACUGUCUGGUGAUAAGGUUAAACCUAUGCUGAUUAACUCUAAACUUCCUAUAGAGGUCCUGGGUAAAAUCUGGGACCUUAGUGACAUCGACAAAGACGGAUUUCUGGACAAAGAUGAGUUUUUUGUGUGCAUGCAUUUGGUUUACAAAGCCCUGGACAAGAACCCAGUGCCCCAAUCCUUGCCCCCUCAGCUAGUCCCACCCUCAAAGCGGACGAAAUCAGCCCCUAUUGGAGGAGUCCAAGUCCUGCCACCAAGGGGAGCCAGGGGAUCACCAAUCCAGAGGGCAGACUCCCCCGCACUGGCCAUUCAGUGGGUUGUGAACCCUGUGGACAAGAUGAAGUAUGACCAGAUGUUUAAGGCGGCUGAUGCAGACAUGGAUGGUUUUGUGUCAGGGGAGGAAAUCCGCGGUAUUUUUCUACAGAGUGGUCUCCCCAACACAACAUUGGCCCACAUCUGGACUCUGUGUGACACAAACAGUGUGGGGAAGAUAAACACGGAACAGUUCGCCCUGGCCAUGUACCUUGUACAACAGAAACUAAAGGGGGUAGAUCCUCCAGCCACCCUCACCCCAGAGAUGAUGCCCCCCUCCAUGCGACCCAAGGGGAAUGCUGACACCACACAGUUUGGUGUUACAGAUGGAGUGAAUGCCGGACCCUAUGGACAUGUGGCGGAUUCUUCAGCCAUCAAAGAACUGGACAUCAUCUCCAAGGAAAUUGAGGACAUGAAAAGAGAGAAGUUACAGUUGGAGAGAGACAAUGUCCAGACAGAAGCGGACAUUAAGAUUUGUAAUGGUGAGGUGGCCAUGUUACAGAAAGAACUGGACGCCAUUACAGCCACAUUACAACAGCUAGAGAAUCAGAAAGAACAGGCUCAAAAAUGUCUGGACGAACUGGACGAAAAGAAAUCUGACCUUGAGAGUAAUGUUCGUGAUCUAAAGGAAAAAUGUGACACAGAACUGAAAAGUAUUGAGGAGUUACGGUCACAAAUCAACAACAGGGAGCAGUCUGUGCAGAACCAAGAGAAAGAGCUGGAGAAAUUAAGAGUGGAACUAAAUUCACUGAGGGAGGAAGAAUCAAAGAUGGAACAGCAAGUGGAGGGUGGAAAACAACAACUAGAGUUGCUGGUCAAAUCACAAAAUGAUCUUCAGCUUCAAAUAUCACAGACUCGUCAGAGAGUACAGCAUUUAAAUGAUCAGGAGAGAGGCUUAAAACACAGCAUAGCCAGUUACAGCAGUGUUAACAGUGAGGUGUCUCAUAUCUUCUCCAACCAACUCCAGGACGAUCUUAGUACAAGGGCUACAUAUGGUAGCCCAGUCAGUACCAUAAGUAACUUCAGUGCAGGGUCAGCCUUAGAUGACUUUAAGGAGGACCCCUUUAAGAGUAAGGACAUGUUUGGGGGCGACACAGGUGGAGGAGGAUCUGACCCAUUUCAGAGUGAUGACCCAUUUAAAGAAGGUGGUGAUCCAUUCAAGUCAUCAUUUGGUUCCGAUCCAUUCUCCUCUGAUGAUCCAUUCAAAUCCACAGACACAUUCGAGAGUUCCUCUAAGUCUGGAAAGGAAGAUCCAUUUAAUAGUGUGGACCCAUUUGCAUCAUUUGGAGGUACAGAUAAUUCCAAACUAGAUGCUUUUGAUCCUUUUGGGAAAGGAGUAUCCAGCACAAAACCAAGUAAACCAGACAAUUUAUUUGGUGGUGACCCUUUUGCACCAAAAUCACCUUCUCGACCUUCUCUGGGACCCAAGUCACCAGCCCCAGCUUUGCCCCCCAAACAGAAGAAACAGCCUCCUCCAAGACCUGCCCCUCCCAAAAACAGACCCACUCCCAGCCCUAGUCAACAGCUUGGGGGUUUCGACAGUGAUCCAUUUGCAGGUAAUGACCCUUUCUCAAGCUCCACAGGAAGUAAUGCUGCCGCCUCAGAUGAUGCUUUUGCCAACUUUGCAGAUUUUAGUCCAAGCAAGUUUGAUGAUAAGGGAGCUUGGAGUUGAGAAGUCAAAAGUUAAAACAAGAGGGACCAUAACAUUCAGGUGUGGCCAGAGUUGGAGGAGUGUUCACUUUUAAGGGAGUGGUUUUGAGUGCUUCAUGAUUAGUUCUUCCUAUGACAUCACUACAAACCCUCACAACUGUUGUAGAACUAUUUAAUUGAUUGAUAUCAAAUAUAAACUGCUGAUUGCGAAUCUGUUAUGUACGAACAAUUAUUUACAACUUUGGUCAUUUUCUUGGCCCAAACAUUACAAAAUAUUAGGAGAAAGAACACGCAGGAGAUAUUUGAAUUACAUGUACAUUCCUUGAUGUCAGCCACUGUUCUGUCAUAAGGUGACCAAAAUUUUGUAAAGUGCAAUAUUCUAGUGAUAUAUUAGAAAUAUUAUUGUAUUUAUUUUUAAAAAUAAAAUAUAAACUAGCAUGACCUAGGUUUGUAUUGGUGUGUGAUGGCUGACCUCUGGUAGUGAAGUUUUCUUAUUUUACACCAGUCACUUGGAUAAACCACAAACUCAUCAAACUUGUGCAAUCAUAGUUUUAUCUGUAAUGUUUUUAGUUUUACAUGUAUGUAGUUAUUUAUAUAUAAAGUCUUGUCAAUAAAAUGUGCCAAUCAUUUAAAAAAA